AUGAUGAAUACGCUCGCAAAUCAUGGAUUCCUUCCACAUGAUGGCAAGAACAUCACCAGAGAAACCCUUAUUGAAGGUCUACACGAUGCUCUGAACUUCAACUCCUCGCUUUCCUCCUUGAUGUUUGACAUGGGUGUUGUCGCCAAUCCGAAACCCAACGCGACAUACUUCACGCUCCGAACCGACGACUUCUUCGGAAGCAACCACAUCUUCAACGAAACCAUCUUCAACGAGACGAAAGCAUACUGGACCUCAGAGACUCUCACACCCGCCAUGCUGGCCAAUAGCAAAAUUGCCCGCCAAAUCAACUCAAAGGCGUACAACCCAACCUACAAAUUCUCCUCAAUGACCGAGCAGUUCAGUCUUGGCGAGGUAGCUGCCCCAGUGAUUGCGUUCGGAAACUCUACAUCCGGGGAAGUAAACCGAACCCUGGUUGAAUACUUUUUCGGUGAGUGUGGGCAGUUAUCCUGUGUCGGCAUUUUCGCUAAUGUUUCAUAUGUGAUUGUAGAGAACGAGCGCCUCCCGACUGACCUGGGCUGGAAGAAAACUUCGAAGCCCGUCACCCUCGACGAUAUCUUGAGAGUCACCCAGAUGAUCAGCAAUGCAACGAGCCUGAUCACCUCAUCUUCCGCAUCCAAACGUCGUGUUAGGACUGAGUUGUGA
Messenger RNA from Penicillium olsonii, 663 nucleotides. NCBI's taxonomy places the organism in Eukaryota, Fungi, Ascomycota, Eurotiomycetes, Eurotiales, Aspergillaceae. The record is from the annotation of a GenBank genome assembly.